This is a messenger RNA of Ambispora leptoticha, 2832 nucleotides long. Lineage: Eukaryota; Fungi; Glomeromycota; Glomeromycetes; Archaeosporales; Ambisporaceae. The record is from the annotation of a GenBank genome assembly.
AUGAAACAACAUAAAGUGCAGCUGGAGACUACACUAGAUGCUUCAUCCGUAAAUACAAAAGUGAAUAAAACUACCACGCAUCACUAUUUUAACUCACACUCAGACGGGAAUCUGAGACCUGCACCAACAAUGCCGCGUAGACACAUUGGAAUUUCUGUUUUCAAUACAAGAGGAGAUAUAUCCAAUUAUCAAAUAUAUGGUAAUGACUAUUUUGACAGGACUUUUGCGAAACAAGUUGCUACCUCAAAAAGAGAACAAUUAUUACGAAAGUUAAUGGGUAUAUUAGCCACUAGUGUGAUUGGGGCACUAUUAUUUUAUAUAUGGUUUACUUCGAAUCAAGAUCUCUCGCCACGAAAUGCCUCCCCCGAAGUAAUAUCUUCAGUCUCGUCCCCUUAUACUUCUGAUCAAAUCUUGUUUUAUCGUAUAUUGGGGAAUGACCUUCCCCCGAGACAUAAAACAGGACAGACUUUGCAGAAUGUCAAGUUUAUAUUAGAUAAUGAACCGAAAUUUCCAAAUACCAAAAAAUGGUGGAUAUUGAAUCGUGUCGUUGAUAAAGAGUAUGAAAAAGCGCUAAUAACUCUUUUGGAUGAACACAAACAAGAUUAUAUAAGGAUACCGUUUAAAGCUGAGGAAUAUUUAAAACAGGAUUUUCGUCUCGAGGAUUUUCCUGAGCCGGAUUUUUUCCAUUCUGAUGAGUAUAGACGUUUCUCAAAGACAGCCAAAUUGAGAACUCUUGACCACACUUAUCACGAAAAAAAUCUGUAUGCGAUGAAUAAUAAUGGUGGUCGUAAUACCGCCUUAAUUCAUGGAAAAUCACAACCGGGAGCUCGAUGGAUUAUGCCGUUUGAUGGAAAUUGUUUUUUGACCGCUAAUGCAUUUGCUGAAAUCUUUUCACGAUUAGAAGAAUGGGGAGAUCAUUACAAGUACUUUAUUGUUCCAAUGGCGAGGUUACUUAAUAACACGGAUCUCUUGACUGGCUCGGAUAGCAGGCCCAUUACUCCCGAAGAACCACAAAUUAUUUUUAGAAAUGAUGCCGAAGAUUCGUAUAAUCCUAAAAUGAGAUAUGGACGUAGAUCAAAGUUGGAAUUAUUAUGGAGACUCGGCGUUAAUUCACCACAUAAAUUUUCGAUCAAAGCUGCUGUCCCAUGGGAAAGAGAAACUGAAGAAAUACAAUUUUCACGUGAAAAGGAUCAUUAUAAAUCAAUUGGCUGGGUCUUUCGUCUAUUCUCUGGCCAAGCUUUGCAAGAAGAGAACAAAAAGGAGGCGUUAUCAUUGCGUGUUUUCAAUCGUUUAUUAGCAAUUCAAAAUUUUUUGGAUGGUAUUGAUGAACAAUUGGCAAGAGCCCAUGGAUUUGAUUCUAAACGGUUAUUCCAGUAUGAUGAAAAACUCUUGAAUCAUGCACAACUUCGUUAUUGGUCAGGUGACGCAAAAUUUUCGAGUGUGAUCGACCAUUUGAUCGCAAAAGCUGAUAAUAUGGUUUCUUUUAUAACGACAAUGUUUAAAGAAUCCGAAUUGCAAAUUAAUGAUAACCUGACAGCACGUUAUCAUGAAUUACGAGGUUCAAAUGAAGAAUUAUUAUUGUCAACUAACACUGAAAAUUCUACCGAUACAACAUCAGUUGAAGCGGUUCAAAAUAUAAACUCUCUAGUUGAAGAUUCAAGCGAACGCGAAUUACAAUUAUCAUCUUCAGAAACACCAACGUUGACAAAAGAAAAAAUGAUAAUACCAGAGAACAUUUCUCUUUCAGUAUUAUUUGAGAAUGUGACUACAUUAACAUUAGCAAAUUAUUUUUCGAGCCAGGUAACGUAUGCUCGAUGGGCAGCAAAUUUGAUUCGGACCUUCCUAUUGUCUUCGUAUUCCAUCGGUGACGAAAAUGACCUUGAGGUUACGAAAUAUAACACAGAACUCGAUGCAAUUAAUGACGAAGGAUAUAGUUUCCCAAGUCUUAAUAAGGUUCCUCGUGCUCCACAAAAAUUUUUGAAAUAUAAAUCACAAGAAUUUAUACAAGAAUUACACGAAGUCAAUCCAAGUAGUUUCUUGGAUGCAUGCCGACUCCUUCAUCGUUCUCACGCGUUAACUCAUAAAGAAUAUAUUGAUCUAAUUUCGUUAGCUUCUGAUUGGUUAGAAUAUUUAGUUAAUUCACCCAAGGGAAUUGACAUUGCACGAUUACGAGAUCAUCGUAGUACGCUUUACGACCUCCAAGUUACAUCUUUGGCUGCUUUCGUUGACGAUUUACGACUUUACCUUCGAGUCGUUAAUCGACUACGAAUGCGCAUCGGAAAACAUUUUUAUAUCGCCAAUAGUGCAAAUCCAUCGAGUAUAACCCAGCCACAAGAAAUUACACUAGUGCAAAAUGAAAUUGCACAGGGUCGAAUAAAAAAGUUGGAAUUUAAUGAAUAUGAGUUUCGAUACACCACGUUAAAUCUUCAAUAUUGGAUGUUGUUGACUCGAGGAAUACAGAAUGCUGGAGUUGGUGCUGAUCUUUGGCAAUACACCGCGAAAGAAGGUCAACGAUUAAGUAGAGCAAUGAUGGGACAUUUAGAAUUAAAUGAAGAUCGACUAGAAAAUGAUAUGCUAAAACCACUGUUACACAUUGCGCAAACAGCUCAUCAGACCAGUGAUGAAAAACGUGGAAUUUGGCAUGAGCAUGGAGAUGAACAUGAUUAUUUUCAGCAUUUCUUGAAAAAUAUUGGAGGUAAACUGGAUAUUUUUAAAAACAAUUAUCCAUCCUCUUCAUCAUCACCUGAUUCUAUAAUAGAUUUACGUGUGGGUAUUGGAGCUGAAGCGAGACGACAAGGUAUACCACCUUUUUGGAUGUUGGGGGUAGCAUAA